Molecule: messenger RNA, 1743 nt
Organism: Frieseomelitta varia
Lineage: Eukaryota; Metazoa; Arthropoda; Insecta; Hymenoptera; Apidae
Product: transcription initiation factor TFIID subunit 1-like
Exons: 3
Coding region: 1-1743 (580 amino acids)
Source: RefSeq, a predicted model, not a curated record
AUGUUAAGGGCGAUUGACACGAAAUUAAAAUCGCCGAUCGAGGCAAAGUUAUUCAGGCCUCGUUCCCCGCUGAAUCUUUCGUCAACUGCGCCGUCAACGCGAGUUGAUUCAACCACAACGGCCUCGAACGACGAUGCCUACUCGAGGAAGAGGAACCGUAAACGAGUAACGACGGGAAGAGACGAGGAAUCAACUUUCAGUUCCACCGAAAAUUAUCCCAGGGGAUUCCCCAAAGUUCGUGGCUCGGCGAACAAAUCUGGACGGCUAAGAGGCAGCAACUUCGUCGAGAGCCGAAAGGGCAAUUUAGAGAAGUUUGUCGACGAAAAGGUAGCUUCGGAUGGGACUCGUAACGUCAGGGGUAGAAAUGUUCGGGGAAAUGCCGCGAGAACCGGAAACACUUUGGAACUCGCUGGGCUAAGUGAGAAACUGCACGAGAGGGAGAAUCCUGCGAACAUAAAAAACGCUCCUCUGUUUAUUGAUCUUCGAAAAUCUGAUGUUCAAAAUCCUGUCAUCGGCGAUGAAACUUCCGAAUCUGUUGGUGAUGGCGUUUACAAGAGUUCUCAGACAUCUGAAGAAAGUGGCUCUUUCAAGGAAGAAGUUGAAAGUUCGACCAACACCAAUGAUCUGGAUAAUUCUGUCAAGGAGAUAGUAGCAACCUCAUCGAGCUUCGAGUCUCGCCGAGACGACAAAGUUCCAACGGUGGCUGAACAUUCGCCACGUUCGAACAGCUACGUGGAUCGUUCGUCGGAUCAGCCUGCCACUUCCACAGAUUCGUGGACGAACGAGCCAGGAUCAAACGAGCAAAGAAGCGCGAGGACGCGAAACGACGGUGUGGCGGAGGCGACGAGCGUCGAGAAUGGCGAGGAGGAUGGAAAGUACGAGAAGCACGAAGGUCGCCAGGUUGAAAGUCACGAUCUACCAAGCCACGAGUACGUCCACGAGAACGAGCGUGCGCCCGAGGGCGUGAUGGUGUUUAAAAAGGACGAGGACGGUCGACACGCGGCGAAGUAUGACGUCAGAGUGGAGGAUGAUGUCGCGUCCGAUGGCUCGCACGACACCGAGAGUCACCGGAGCGUGAAAGAGGGUGCAGCGGGUCGUGGGAAGUUCGAGAAGGGCGGGGCGACGGAACGCGAGCAAGAGCACCGCGAGAGCGACGGUGAGAAAGGGGAGAAGGGCUACGAAAGCUGGCACGAGGAGGAGAAAUCCGACAAGGGUCAUCACGACAAGGAACAGCGGAGCAAUUACUACGACGAGAAGGAUGGCAAGGAGAAAGAGCAGAAGGAGGAGGGUGGAUAUCACGAGGAGCACCAGGAAGGCGAGAAAGGCGUAAAACAGGCGGAUUUCGACGAGAAGGGGGAACAUCAGAAAGGUUACAACACCAAGGGACAACACUUUGUCCACGAAAAGGACGAGUUCGAGAAACGGACCGAGUUCUUCGACGAGUUCCACGAGGACGGUGACGCGGAGAACGACGGGGAAAUUUAUCACGAGCGAAAGAUGUCCAAGGGUGGCCACUACAAAGCGGGCCACCACGACGCGGACGAUCACCGGCAAACGUUUGGCAAAAGGAGCGAAUACGAGAAAAGUGAUCACCACAGCGACGACAAAGGUCACGAGGUUAAAAACGGCGAGGACAGUCAUCACGAGCAAGGAAAUAUGCACGGUGAGAAGAAGAGUCAUCGAGGUGGAAAAGAGUGGACGCACAGGGACGGCGCGGACGAAACUGACAAAAAGAAACACUGA